ACGACUAUUCUCAAAAACACAACAAGCAUAAAUAAUAAAUGACACCGAGGAUUUACGUGGUAUACCCUGAUUUUGGGCCAGUCCACGGGAACAGCAGCUCCGGAGUAUUUCUUUACUAUUGCAACAGUAGGUUACAGAGAAUUUCAAGAUACAAGGAAAUAGAACACUCGGUGUUUCCUGGAACAACCUCACUAUUUCACUCACAAGAAUUCUCCUAUCUUCUCCUCACUAUUUCACUACCAAAACCCACAAAAGAAAUACGAACAGAAGCAGAGCACAAAGGAGAGGAAAGGGAAUGGAGAGGGAUGAUUUUCAGAGGCCAAACUCGUUGCCUUUUAUAGCAGAAGAAGAGGGAACAAAAAUGGAGAAGGUGGUUGGGAAUUCACCUGCUUCAUCUGACUUUUGUAAUUUUUUUUUUUAAUCAAUUACCACCGCCAGCUGAAGACUUCUGCACCUUCUUUUUUUUUCUUUUUGCCAUUUGGCGGGCCCAACACGUUGCUGUUGUAGUUUGGUUUCCAACCGAUUGGCUGUCUUCGAUCUAGGGUUUAUUCGACCUUCGUUCCUUAUAGUGCCGCAAUAUCUCUGAUUCGCCCGAGGAUCUAAUUGUUUUCGAUUACACUUUGACUCUGACUGAUUGUUUUCGAUGUCCGUCGCCUUUGGGUUUGGUAUCCCACCGAUUGGUUGUCUUCGUCUUCGAUCCAGGGUUACUUGGUGUUUCUUAGGGUUUAUUCGACUUUCGAUUCAUACUGUUCACGUUAUCGAGUUCUAUGGUUUCUUUCAUCUUAGUGCUAUCUGAAUCGAUCUGAUAACCUGUUUUUUCUUCUUCAGCUAUUGAUUCAGUUGACAUAAUUGUUUUUGAUGUAUGUCGCCUUUGGGUUUCGUUUCCCACCGAUUGAUUGUCUUCGAUCCAGGGUUACUUGGUGUUUCUUAGGGUUUAUUCGACUUUCGAUUCAUAGUGUGCACGUUUGCGAGUUCUAUGGUUUCUUUCAUCUGAGUGCCUUCUGAAUCGACCUGAUAACCUGUUUUUUCUUCUUCAGCUAUGGAUUCAGUUGUCAUGAUUCCCCUGAAAGGGUUGUCUAUUCCACAGCAGAAGAGGGUCUUUGACCUCUUGGCACGGCAAGAUUUGAAGAAACUGCUAGAGAUUGUGAGUGCCAACUUGGCUUUGGAACUGCUACAUUCCAUUAUACAGAUUGCUCGUGGGCAGAAUGAGAAUGUUCAGGAUCCUCUUUAUCGUCAGAUGUUAGAUAAUGCCGUCGAAUUUCAGCUAUGUUCUGGUGCAGCUACCCAGUUUAUUACCCUUGCCCGGCAAGAUGUCGUGGGGCACAUCCUGGACAUCAAGGCUUAUCCAACAAGGUCCAACCGUAACUGGACCAGACUGGAGGUGAAGAAUGUAAUAUCUGGUUUGUUCAAGUAUGGAAAAGGAAAGUGGCAAGAGAUUAGUGAAGAAUAUUUGUCAUCUAGCUACCAAACGAGCGUACAAGUGAAGGACAAGUACACCUCGCUUAUAGAUCUCGCAAAGAGGGGAAAAGCUAGAGUGAACAGAGAUGAAGUAACUCCUGAGAUGUUGGUACAGUUUAAGAUUGCCAAUGCACUUGCAAGACCUCUUUCUGCUGGUUAUGCAGCUCCUGUCAUUCAAGCCAGUAAUGCUGUGGAGCUGUUUUUGGUUGGAGCUAGCCUUGAUCCAGUACUUGUGAGGCAGGUCCUCCUCUUUAUGAGGAGGCCUGAAGUCCAUAAUUUUUUACUUAAGGGAAGGUCUCAUUAUGCCAUAGAAUUGAUUGUUGGUGCCCUUACUACACUGUACGAAGGCAGGAAACUUGGAGCUGGAUAUUGACAUAUUCGUGUGUUGCAAGAACUGGUCGAGCCCCUUACUGAUGAUGACAGAGAUGCCACCAGAGCAGAGUUGUUGGUGAUAUUUGGAGGCAUCCCAUAUAUUGACCUAGUCGUUGAUCCUACUGCUGCAGGAGUGGGUGAUCAAGAAUAGAUUUGAAGAUAUUUGGAGACAUUCCGUAUUAUGAGCUGCUGCAGGAUAGGGUGAUGAAGAGAUUGGUGAUGGUAGUGAAUGAUUCACACAAUGAUGCAUAGGCCAGUUAUGGUGAUUCAGACAGUCUUGUAAGUAAACUAGUUUGCUGUUUUUGAUUUCUUUUUUAGAUUGAAUACAUCAGAUGUGGCAUCUGAUUGAUAAAUCUGUUUUAGACUGAAUACUGGAGUGAUGAAGAGAUUGGUGAUGGUACACAAUGAUGCAUAGGCCAGUUAUGGUGAUUUAGACAGUCUUGUAAGUAAACUAGUUUGUUGUUUUUUAUUUCUUUUUUAGACUGAAUACAUCAGAUGUUGCAUCUGAUUGAUAAAUCUGUUUUAGACUGAAUACUGGAGUGAUUGAUCCAAAGAUUGUUGAUGUUAGUGAUGAUUCAGACAUUGAUGCUGAGGCCUGUUAGUAAAAUAGUAUGUUGUUGUUUUUUAUUUCUGUAUUUUAGAGUGAAUACAUAAGAUGAGUCAUC
Linum trigynum is the source of this 2495-nucleotide messenger RNA. The record is from the annotation of a GenBank genome assembly. Lineage: Eukaryota; Viridiplantae; Streptophyta; Magnoliopsida; Malpighiales; Linaceae.